UGCGCGAUCUCAGCUCACCUCGUGCAGCCGGCCAUAUUGCAUUGAAUGAGUGCGUGAAUAAGAGAGGGCUGAAGUAGCCAUAAACAAAUCUUCCAACAUCCUGAAGUUGCGAAGACUUUUACCGUAGUUGACCACAAUGGAAAAUACGUACGGAAUUGGCGUUGCCAAUAGGUAUGCGCUUUUUUUGGACGAUGAAUCCGAUCCAUUAGAAACGCUUUCGUUAAAAGAGCAGGAGAAGGAACUGAAAAAGAAAAAUAAAAUCGCCGAGAAAGAAAACAAAGUGAAAACUGAACCAGCAAAGGGAAAACCCACAAAUGCUCAGAAAAAAACCGCGAAGGAGACAAAUCAUAAAGCUCAAGAAAACAAACGCGAUGAUUCCAAGCCAACACAUCAAAGGUCUAACGCUGACGGAAAGCCUGAACGUGAAAGAAACUUUAACAAAUUUAAUAAUGAAAAUCGAGAGGAACGUAAUAACAGAAGAAACCGCGAGGAUAAACCUUAUAAUGGACCGUCUGAAAACCGGGACCGCGAAGAUAGGCCGCGACGAGAGCAGUUCGGAGAUAACUUUGAGAAUCGCAAUCGUGAUCGUGGGGAGAGAGGUGAACGUCGUGAGCCUCGUGCCAUUGGAAAUAAACCUGGUGGUCCCCGUGGUCCUCGUAGGGCUUUCGAUGACAGGAGGGGCAAAAGGGAAUUCGACCGGCAAAGUGGAUCUGACAAAACCAGCCAUGGUUACAGAGGAGUUAAACCAAUCGACAAACGUGAAGGUGCAGGGGCUCAUAACUGGGGAUCUCAUAAAGAUGUUAUUGAGGAAGCUGAUAGGCCUAAUAAUGAUGUGGAUCAGAGCUGGGGUGAAGAUGUCAAGCCAGAGAUCGUGGAACCCGAGAAAAAGGAAGAAACUGAAGUAGAAACGGCACCUGUUGAAGAAGAACCUAAGGAACUGACUCUAGACGAAUGGAAGGCCCAACGUGCUGGUCGCUUGAAGCCUCAAUAUAAUAUCCGCAAAGCUGGAGAAGGAGAAGACCCAAGCCAAUGGAAAAAAAUGUUCGAGCUGAGGAAAAAGGAGAAGGAAGAGGUAGGAGAGUCGGAUGAGGAAGAAUAUGAUGCAUCCGAAUAUCCACAACGUGUUGGCAGGCAGAAGCAUAUAUUGGACAUCGAUAUACAGUUUAAUGACAAUAGACGUCCUGGCGGUGGACGCGGAAGAGGGCAAAGAUCUGGUCCAAGAGGAAAUCGUACAAAUCAACGUGGCGGCGGAACUAGAGAUGGUGGUGAAAGACCUGAAAGGCGUUAUCGUGGAGACGAACAGGGUGAUGACAGAAACGCUGAGAACCGUAAGGCUCCAAAAGUGGACGAUGAACGUGACUUCCCCUCUCUCGGUUAAAAGCUCUUUUUGAUGUCGGCCAUGGAUUUUCAUCUUGUGGUUGACCGUUGGGCGGCUGCCCAUAACAUAUAACAAACUGUAUAUUACGAUUUAACUACUUUGUUACAUUGGUACAAAAUCCGUGUCCUAGACAAGAACAGGUCUAUUAGAAUUCCUUAGCAGGUUUUUUGAAUCAUCCAUUUCAGUAGACUGAGUACCCUAAAGUUAAAGGGUGAUGGUUACUAGUCAGUGUUAUGCUGCAUUGUUAACAGUUUUUAGUGGCUGCUCACAUAGUCGAUGGUUUUAUAUACUUUGUAGCUGUUAUCUCGUCUCAAAUUCUUAUGGUUAAUUGCAUUUUUGAAAGGAAAUAUCAACUUUAACACUAUACUUUGAUAUAAAGUAACAUUUUUGUGUAACAUUUGUUAACACACAAAGGAACAUCAUUUUUUUACUUGUAAACUUUUAUAAAAAUACAUUUUCUUGUAAUGCUAUUAAAAUAUUUGAUAAAUUAUUAAAUUGUAGUCGCUCUAAUUCGUUUGACUGAACAUGUAUUCAACACCAAAUUAUUAUAACAGUGUGUAAUUAUAAAAAUUGGUUUCCUCUACGGACAUUUGUUUUUUUAAGUUGAAAUGUAGUUACUUAUUAAUUAUAUUAAUUCAAAAGGAAAUAUUCAAGUAGUUAAACGUGUAUAAUACGCAUUUUGAAAUCAAUAAAAUGUUUUGUUGUACUAUU
Anoplophora glabripennis (Asian longhorned beetle) is the source of this 2089-nucleotide messenger RNA. RefSeq names its product plasminogen activator inhibitor 1 RNA-binding protein (gene vig). Bases 137 to 1378 code for a protein of 413 amino acids. Gene Ontology annotation, molecular function: RNA binding. The record is from RefSeq and is a predicted model, not a curated record. Lineage: Eukaryota; Metazoa; Arthropoda; Insecta; Coleoptera; Cerambycidae. Gene Ontology annotation, cellular component: nucleus; cytoplasm. The transcript has 8 exons.